Messenger RNA from Brachypodium distachyon (stiff brome), 1237 nucleotides. RefSeq names its product protein LIKE COV 1. Gene Ontology annotation, cellular component: Golgi apparatus. The transcript is spliced from 6 exons. The record is from RefSeq and is a predicted model, not a curated record. The coding region runs from base 59 to 994 and encodes 311 amino acids. NCBI's taxonomy places the organism in Eukaryota, Viridiplantae, Streptophyta, Magnoliopsida, Poales, Poaceae.
ACAGACAGCAAAAGGCUGAUCCGGCGUUUCCGCUCCGUUUGGGCGCUACGCGCACUGCAUGCCCGCCCAGGUAUUGCAGUUCCUGAGGCCACGGGCGGUCGCACACGGGCAGGGGCAGGCGACAAGGCGCAUGAGAUCAGCAGAGAUCGCCGCCAUGGCCGCGCGCGAGAGGGACAGCAGGGACCGGGAGCUGCUCAUCCUCCCGGUCUCCAGCGAGCCCGCCGUCGGUGGCAUGAUGUCCGCCGGCGCCGGCGACGACUCCGAGCCCACCACGCCGGUCAUGAUCGCCCCUCCGCCGGCUCGCUCCCACCACCUCCACCACCCCACCGGCAUCGAGGCCUUCUCGAGAUUGAUACGCAGCUGGACGUGGAAGAAGUUUAUGAGCGGAUGUGUCAUCCUGCUCCCGAUAGCUAUCACAUUCUACACGACCUGGUGGUUCAUCCGCUUCGUCGACGGAUUCUUCUCGCCGAUCUACAUCCAUCUCGGCAUAAAUGUCUUCGGUCUGGGUUUUGCCACUUCUAUCACUUUCAUCUUCCUCGUCGGCGUGUUCAUGUCGUCGUGGCUGGGCGCCUCACUCCUUGGCCUCGGCGAAUUCUUCAUCAAGAAGAUGCCGCUGGUCCGCCAUAUUUACUCUGCUUCCAAGCAGAUAAGCGCCGCCAUAUCGCCAGACCAGAGCUCCCGAGCCUUCAAGGAGGUGGUGAUCAUACGACACCCAAGGAUAGGCGAGUAUGCGCUGGGGUUCAUCACGUCGACGGUGACCCUGCGUGGCGGGAGCGGCGACCAGGAGCUCGCCUGCGUCUAUGUGCCGACGAACCACCUCUACCUCGGCGACAUCUUCCUCAUGAGCCGCGCCGACGUGAUCAUACCGGACCUGUCCGUCCGGGAGGCCAUUGAGAUUGUUCUCUCCGGAGGCAUGUCAGUGCCGCAGAUUAUAUCAGGUGUGGAAGGGACUGCCGUUGGUGGAGACCAUGUUCGAGCAGUGAAGGCUCCUUAGGAAACCUUUGACAGUAGAGCUGAAAAGCAGCUCUGAGUUGGACCUGUCGGUUGUUCUUGCAUUCAGUGCUUAGCUAUUCUCUUUUCAGAUUGAUAUGUUUAGGUCAUAGGAAUAGACAGGAAAGGAUUUCCAGUUUGAUAAGAUGCACCGAGUAUUCAAGUUGGCAAGCCUUUGCUGUGUAAAAAUCUUUCAGUACGAGCUUCUAUAUCAACAGUCGAACAGCAUAAAUCUUGCAGAGGGAAA